AUGGGAAAGGUCUGCCAGUGGCUUCCUGCCCUGAUCUAUGCCCCUGGGCUGACCAAGGAGGAGGCAGUGUCUCGAGCUGCAGGUGGGGAAACCGAGGCUGGUGAGGAGCCGUCGGAAGGAACCCUCCACAGGGUCUCCCCUGCACGCCGGGGCCAGCCUGCCCUCCGCUGCCCUCUGUUGGCCAUGGGGACGAAUCGACCCUCCAACCUCCCGGCCAGCAGGACCAAGAACGUCCUUGUUGUGCCGGCUUUGGCCAGCUCAAGUCCCAGUACCCGUCUGUCCUUUGGGGGCCAGUUCUCCCUGAGGCUGAUCCACCUGAUUCCCUCCUGGACCCCGGCCGCCUCUGGGGGCUGGGUCCUGCUGUUUGCAGCUGUGACCAGCAGGUUUCCCAGCACUCUGCCCAGGGCAGCCAGGGGGCCUGAGGGCACAGGACACAGCAGCUGUCAGGGACCGGAGUCCCAGUGGGUCUUGGCCUUCGAGAUCUUUAUCCCCCUGGUCCUCUUCUUUAUCCUGCUGGGGCUGCGGCAGAAGAAGCCCACCAUCUCUGUGAAGGAAGUCUCCUUCUACACGGCAGCCCCCCUGACGUCAGCCGGAAUCCUGCCCGUCAUGCAGUCGCUGUGCCCAGAUGGCCAGCGCGAUGAGUUUGGCUUCCUGCAGUAUGCCAACUCCACGGUCACGCAGCUGCUGGAGCGCCUCAACCGCGUGGUGGAGGAGGGCAACCUGUUCGACCGGGCACGGCCCAGCCUGGGCUUGGAGCUCGAGGCUCUGCGCCAGCACCUAGGGGCCCUUGGCUCAGGCCCGGGCACCUGGGAGAGCCACUCUGAAAGACCUGCAGCCUUCUCCUUCUCUCUGGAUUCGGUGGCCAGGGAUCCCAGGGAGCUCUGGCGUUUCCUGAUGCAGAACCUGUCACUGCCCAACAGCACAGCCCAGGCCCUCCUGGCUGCCCGUGUGGACCCUCCCGAGGUCUAUCGCCUGCUGUUUGGCCCUUUGCCUGCUCUGGAUUCAGAGUCAGGCCUCCCCAGGGGUCAGAAGCCCUGGGGCCGCCUGGGUAGCAAUCCUCUACUCCGGAUGGAGGAGCUGCUGCUCGGUCCUGACUUCCUGGAAGAGCUCACAUGUGCGCAGGGCUCCGAGGAAUUGGGCCGGAUCCUCACUGUGCCUGAGGGUCAGCAGGCAGCCCUGCAGGGCUACCAGGAUGCUGUCUGCAGUGGGCAGGCUGCAGCUCGGACCCAGCGCUUCUCUGAGCUGGCCACUGAGCUCCGGGACCAGCUGGACGUGACCAAGAUCGCCCAGCAGCUGGGCCUGGAUGCCCCCAAUGGCUCGGACUCCCAGCAGACGGCCCCACCCCCACGGAGGCUGCAGGCGCUCCUGGGGGGAUCCUCAGCCAGUGGCCCUAGUGGGGUGGCCAAUGGCACUGGCACCGGGGCGGGGGCAGGUGCAGGUGCAGGCUCCAGCUCCAACGCCACCGCCGAGGAGAGCGCCCCGUCUGGUGCAGCCUCGGCCUCCCCAGACACACUGCAGGGCCAGUGCUCGGCCUUCGUGCAGCUCUGGGCGGGCCUGCAGCCCAUCCUCUGUGGUAACAACCGGUAG
Messenger RNA from Galeopterus variegatus (Sunda flying lemur), 1587 nucleotides. RefSeq names its product ATP-binding cassette sub-family A member 2-like. The record is from RefSeq and is a predicted model, not a curated record. The coding region runs from base 1 to 1587 and encodes 528 amino acids. NCBI's taxonomy places the organism in Eukaryota, Metazoa, Chordata, Mammalia, Dermoptera, Cynocephalidae. The transcript is spliced from 12 exons.